Molecule: messenger RNA, 3056 nt
Organism: Eremomyces bilateralis CBS 781.70
Lineage: Eukaryota; Fungi; Ascomycota; Dothideomycetes; Eremomycetales; Eremomycetaceae
Product: dynamin-A
Exons: 4
Coding region: 272-2686 (804 amino acids)
Biological process (GO): mitochondrial fission; peroxisome fission
Cellular component (GO): cytoplasm; mitochondrion; membrane
Molecular function (GO): GTPase activity; microtubule binding; GTP binding
Source: RefSeq, a predicted model, not a curated record
CAGAUAUCCUCACCCAACAUAUUCCCCACCGCGUGCGCAACCCAUCUGAUGCUUUCGACGCGCUCCUCCAUUCUCCCACUCGCCUUCAAUCCACUCCUUUUGGCCUUGACUGCCAUUGUAUAUUGAUCAUCUACAUUUCCUCCCGGUCGCGACGUGCCACUGUGGAAAUCUGUAGUCGGGAGUCCUUGUUUACCCGACUUCAAUAAUACAUCUCCUUUACCCUCAAAUUUUCCACCAUCUCUCUUUCGCUCAUCAGAACGGAGUCGAAAUCAUGGCGUCUCUCGGGGAGGAUCUCCUGAACAUCGUCAAUAAGCUGCAAGACCUGGUCUUCAACACGAUCGGGAAUGAUUCUCUGGAUUUGCCUCAGAUAGUCGUGGUCGGAUCGCAAUCAUCGGGAAAAUCCUCGGUGCUCGAGAAUAUCGUUGGCAGGGACUUCCUUCCUCGAGGAAGCGGCAUCGUCACACGAAGACCUUUGAUCCUCCAACUCAUCAACGUCCCAAGCGAUCGAGAAGACAAGCCCGGAAAUGACGAAGUGCAUAUUCCUCAUACUCCAGCGAGCGUGGCCGGGCAGAAUGAAUGGGCGGAGUUCCUUCAUGAGCCGGGCCGUCGGUUCCAGGAUUUCCAGGAAGUGAAGCAGGAGAUCGAGCGCGAGACCGCAAGGAUCGCGGGCAGCAAUAAAGGGAUCAGCAGACAGCCCAUCAAUCUCAAGAUCUACUCUCCCUCUGUAUUAAGUUUGACAUUGGUUGACCUACCGGGUCUCACGAAGGUCCCUAUCGGAGACCAGCCAGGCGACAUCGAAAAGCAGACCCGAAAUCUCAUCUCCGAAUAUAUCGCAAAGCCCAACAGCAUCAUUCUAGCGGUCUCUCCCGCCAAUGUCGAUAUCGUCAAUUCCGAAGCAUUGAAGCUGGCACGACAUGUGGAUCCUAUGGGCAAGCGCACGAUCGGUGUGCUCACGAAGCUGGACCUCAUGGACCACGGCACCAACGCUCUGGACAUCCUCUCCGGCCGUGUCUACCCUCUCAAACUCGGUUUUAUAGGGGCGGUGAACCGGUCACAGCAGGACAUCCAAGGCAACAAACCCAUGUCUGACGCGUUGGAUGCAGAGAGGCAUUUCUUCAGGUCACAUCCGGCGUAUCGAAACAUGGCGAACCGAUGCGGCACACAAUACCUAGCGAAGACGUUGAACGGUACGCUCAUGUCGCACAUUCGAGACCGUCUUCCGGACAUCAAGGCGCGUUUGAACACAUUGAUGGGUCAAACGCAACAGGAGCUUGCAAGCUAUGGAGAUGCAGCUUUCACCGGCAAGGAGCACCGUGGAUCACUCAUUCUGCAGCUCAUGACGAGAUUCGCAACAUCGUUCAUCUCAUCGAUUGACGGUACAUCGUCCGAAAUCUCCACCAAAGAACUCUGCGGCGGUGCGAGGAUAUAUUAUAUCUUCAACUCUGUUUUCGGAAACUCCCUAGAAACAAUCGACCCAACAACCAACCUUUCCGUCCUCGACAUCCGGACCGCCAUCCGCAACUCAACCGGUCCACGGCCCAGUUUGUUCGUCCCCGAAGGGGCGUUCGACCUCCUCGUCAAACCACAAAUCAAGCUCCUCGAGAUCCCCGGGCAACGAUGCGUCGAGCUGGUAUAUGAGGAGCUGAUCAAGAUCUGCCAUACCUGCGGCUCCAACGAGCUUAGCCGCUAUCCUCGCCUCCAAGGCAAACUCAUCGAAGUAGUGUCCGACCUCCUCCGCGAACGGCUCGGCCCGUGCUCCCACUACGUCGAGUCGCUCAUCUCCAUCCAACGCGCCUACAUCAACACGAACCACCCCAACUUCCUAGGCGCCGCCGCCGCAAUGUCGUCCGUCAUCAACGACAAGCAGGAGCGCGAGCGAAAGAUCGCCCUCGCCGAGGAGCGACGGAAACGAGAGCGCAGGCGCAUGAAGGAGCUGAACGGCGUCAACGGGGUCGAAACCCCUGAAGAGGAGGAGGAACUGGGCGCGCAACACGUCGAACUCCCCAUGCGGGGCCAUGCGAGCAAGAUGAGUCGGAGCCUGUCUCCGAACGGCGCCCGUGGAACAACACAUAGUCUGGCCGCAACACUACAACAGGGGCGAUCCGCAUCUCCGGCUGCACGUCCCGGACAGGCACUGGGAGGACAGGUACCGGGAGGUGCAAGGGACAGCUUCCUCAACUAUUUCUUCGGGAAGGAAGGGAACGGCAACACGAUCCCUCCGACACAUGUGGCGCUAGACCGACCCGUAAGCAGGCAGGUCUCGUCACACGCGGAGCCCAGUUUCGCAGGCAGUAUCCGACGGGGAGACACCCGAAUGCCGGAGAGCGUGCUGGAAGACAUAGAACCUAACCUUCAAGGGGAGGACCCGCUUUUCCCCUACGACGACACCCCCGCGCUCAGCGAGCGCGAAGCCCUCGAAACCGAACUCAUCCGCCGGCUCAUCUCCUCAUAUUUCAAUAUCGUGCGCGAGAUGAUCGCCGACCAGGUCCCCAAGGCCGUGAUGCACCUGCUGGUCAACCACUCCAAGGAUGUGGUGCAGAACCGGCUGGUCAGCUCGCUGUACAAGGAGGAUCUGUUCGAGGAGCUGCUGUACGAGGACGACAACAUCAAGUCGGAGCGGGAGAAGUGCGAGAAGCUGUUGAAUACGUAUAAGGAGGCGGCGAAGAUUAUUGGGGAGGUGCUGUAAACGUGCGGUGGGGAAGGGUCGGGAAGGUGGUUGCGAAUGCCUGUAACAUCAUGAAUGUCGAGCGGAAUUGGCGGGGUCAUUUUCCAUGGAGUGCCAUCCCCUGGGACGGCGGACUUGUGUUGAUCACGUUGCAUGUGUUCCCCUGUUAUUAUUUCUUCGCGUCUCUCCAGUCUUCCACAUGCGUUUCGGGCGUUCUCGUCUCCUUCUCGGCAACGACCGAACUGUCACUCUGUAUGGAAUAUGAUGUCUUACCCCGGAAUCACCUUUUGCGUCGGCCGGCUAGACAUCGGUCGACAGAUGUAGAUAUAUGAAAACAUGUCCACUUUCACCUUUCAGUCGCGGUCCCCUUGCGUGACGUUUGUCCGUCGAC